Messenger RNA from Cooperia oncophora, 696 nucleotides. Lineage: Eukaryota; Metazoa; Nematoda; Chromadorea; Rhabditida; Trichostrongylidae. The record is from the annotation of a GenBank genome assembly.
AUGACUGUCAGUUCGCCUAAUUCGGCAAGCCGGCUGACGGUUGCUGCUGAUGAGCCGUCGAGCAACCGACGAAAGCGCAAAACACCCCUGUCGUUGACGAAAAAGAGAAAGGAACUCGAAGCUUUGGAAAAUGAGAAAAAUAAAAUGGAAGUUGACGAGGCGUUGUCUGACUUGGAUUGUGACUCGUCAUUACUUGAUGAAUCGCUUCUAUGUUUGGGAAGUGACGACGAGUUCGAGGAUGAGCGACUACUAGAUGAGGCGUUUUUGAAGAAGUGCGGCCGAAGAGUAAUGGAAGUGUAUUUCAAUGUGAUAAAGGACUAUAAUGAAAGGCUCAAGAAAGAGGAAGCGCCCAACUUUCUUAGAGUUAUCAAGAAACUUCCAAUCCGUCGUUAUCACACAUAUGAUGACUCUACGCCUGGAGAGCUAUAUCUUGAGCCAGAUGACAUGAGCGAAUUCAUCACACAUUUCAAGAUUACUGACUGCCGAAAUAUGAACGCGCAGCGGUGUGGUGUUCGUUUUCUGCCAGCGCUCGAGCUUCGUCCAAGAACGGCAUAUUGGGUGCAUACAGAGUGCAACAUCAGAGCAGAUGAAGAGCACAGACUUUCACACAUUCCAUUUGUCAGCGAAGAUCAUGACGACAAGCAGUUUUGUGCUGAGCUGAGAAAGUUAUAUGACGAGGUAAGUUUUUUGCGGUAG